Molecule: messenger RNA, 21692 nt
Organism: Spirometra erinaceieuropaei
Lineage: Eukaryota; Metazoa; Platyhelminthes; Cestoda; Diphyllobothriidea; Diphyllobothriidae
Source: the annotation of a GenBank genome assembly
AUGUGCCUGGUUGGCGCGACCGAAUCCCACUAUGGCGCCACGACUUUUAUGUUUGUAGUGGAGAACGACCGCAUAUGCCGAAGGUCCGCGGUCUCCGUCGGCGAAGGUGGGCGCGUCUCAGCGAAGGCGAUGCGGAGGCCCGUCCCGGCAGCAGUUGUCCAACGGCGUACCAAGCAGAGCCUCGUCUCGACGAUGCCGGCGCAGUGUUUCAUCCGACCAAACAUCCAGCGGAGUCCGCAGUACACUGUGCACUCGGCACAAGCGCACAGCGCCCUCACCUGGUUUAGCCCGCCGGUCGAGGCGGUUGCCCGGGGUGUGGCCGCUGAGCAGAGCCCAGCUACGUGGAGCCACAGGUGAGAGUUGGAUGCCAGCAAAUGGACGCUAGGCGUAGUCUCACCUGCAAGCAAGUGAGCGACCACUACGACCUUCACGUGAACCCACCGCUGGACACCCCUACACCCCGACAAGGCCGACAACCACACACACACACACACACCGCAACGCACAGUAACAUCACGCCAACGUAAUCACACCAAUUCAAAAUAAGUAAGUAGGUCAACAGUAUUUUGUCUAUCAGAUGUGGCUAGAUAACCACAUCCUACCUUGGGCUUUUCACAUGUUAUGAACAGAGUAUCUUUCUAGUCUUGCAUUUCGUCCCUCUAAGCUGACAAAGUGUGGACCCGGUAGUUUACGUGAUCGGAGUAUUUUACCUAAAAACGUUCAAACCGCGUGUCAGCAGGCGUCCUGUGUUGAGAUAUCUCUACACGAUGAUAACUCUCAAGCAGAAGAUGGAAUGUGGGAUUUUCAUAGUCUCGAUUAAUGAUUCUCCCUUUCUCCACAGUACUUAACUCAAGUUCUAUGGGCAAUGACGCUUCAUUUGCUAUCUGCAUUUAUAAUUAAGCAGGGUACGGUACAGCAAGCAAGGAUCUCCGGUAAAUUCUUGUCAUGCUUGUGCAAAAAUAUAUCACUCUGAGAUCUACGUAGAUACCAUAAAAGAGGGGUCGGCAGCUCCUCAAGCAGGAACGGUCCGGCAGGUUUUCGGAGUGAAGUGUGUGUUCGUGAAUAUGGAUCAGAUUACUAGAGUAUCAUAUGGCCGUUGGUCGUCGACAGAUUUUCAGGCGGUCACAGCGAUUGUACGGCCCCGACAAAAUUCUUUUGAACUUGCGGAAAUGCCCAAAGAAAGAAUCGGAAGACCUUUGGGCAAUUUUACGUUUGCUUUGGACACAAUUGUAAUCCGAGAACAAUGAGCUGGACUGGCACAUUGACUUCGCCUUCGUUCUGACCGACAACCGAUACCGAAAGGGUUUUGCUGUUAUAUUGGUGUUUCCAGACAACCUGAAGGGUUUUAUUGACGUCAACAUAUUUGGCACCUGUACAUCGGGUGAACAAAAGAAGGCAAGUGCAGGAGGUUUCGAGUGAGGCAGCGGAGUAAAGAUUUUCCUCCUCUGUAUUUAUAGGUGACGCCCUAAAAACCGAAUUAUAUCCCUCCUUCGAGCAUAAAAUUAGAAGAAGACGUAUUUAUAUACCGAAUGAGCAAAAUAAUGAAUAUUUUUAUGCAUGUUUUCCAUGAAAUAUAAUUGGAAAUUUAGGCGUAUCGAAAAUCAAUGAGAAAUUUUUAUGUCACUUAAGUAAUCAAUUUCUACAGAGUGUAGCUUUUGCAUGCAGCCGGAGGGAGGUUUAUUCGAAGGCCGGCAUCCUGAGGUAAUGGAAGUAUCAUAGAAUUAUGCUGCAUAGUGAUUAAUUUUACAACGCCACAUAAGUAAUCUUUUCGAAACAAAAACGCAUUUCGGGAUUUCGGUUGACAUUUCAGGAGUUAGCCCCCCCGAGAAAGGCUAACGUGGCGAGAAUCCCACUGAGCAAGUGCUAACUCGUUCUAUCGGCGUAGCUUUGCUCCGCGAUGUCGUUCAAGAUGGUUGCUUGUCCCCAUCCCACCCUCACCUCCCUGUUUGGACUUUUGCAGCACUGAAAGCAGGAGCAAAGGUCUCAUUCGAGCGUCCCUUCGCUGUUCUUCUAUAGGCAUCAUGUUAAAAAAGACAUGGGGACCUUAUUUUGGCUGACAGUUGUGACACUAUCUGAAGGAUUUAUUUCUCCUCUAUAGGUAUGUUCACUGCUCCAAAUCCAUCCGUUCCCGAACUUACUGACAGCACACGCUAACCGAUCCUUCGUUUGAAGUAGUAAGUGACGGUUGAUGCGUCAUUUACGCCCUGUUUGUUGAUGAAGCACGCUCACGGCUUUUAUAGUUGCGCCCACACUAUAUAACUACCUCGCAUGGAGCCUGUUGACGAAACAAAUACUUGCUUUCUUAGCGCACAACACUUAAAGGCUAUUUGCGCACCUAUGUAACGUGAAAAGCACAACUGUUUGGACUAUGCCCACAAUAAGCUCCAACACUGGUACAGCGCCUAGAAGGUCGACAGUUACCUGGGAGGAAAAUCGGAAGGAAAAGUAAAUCCUAACUCUAACCAUUUGAAAGUCCGUCUUAUCAAUAAUAUCCCCAGCAUUACGAUGAACACUAACGCCCUGUAAAACGAGCAGGAACGAGCUGAUGUAUCGGACUCCUGCUUCUACGAUACUCAUUCAGAAGUGCAGUACGACUAUGCCAAAAAACCUUUUGUUAACUUUCAGCCAAAAUUACUCCAUAAUGAAACUGGACCUCUCACGGACGCUGUUUUAGUGCCUUCCCAUCGGAAAUCGUUUUGCACAUUUGACAUUGAUUUAAGCCAAAAAUAACCAGUUAUUCGAGACUUUCGUUUUUUCAUUUGUGUAAACCCGACAACUGCUGAGAGAAAGCAAAAUUAAAUGAUUUUUACGGCGUGAUUACUUUCGACUAUCAUAAAACAGCCUUGACUGAACACGCCUAUCAGCUGACAGCCAAAAUGAAUAUUAAGUUUUACGAUGGACAACAUUGCUGCAACAUGUCAAAUAUGUCCACCGCCGAAGUGGAUGUGACCAUUUAAUUGUUUCAACAAGCGUCACGGGACCUUCUUUCAACGUUGGUCACACUCGGAAGCACACAAGAAGGGCCCAUGAGCGCACAUGAAGGAACUUUUGUUGCUGUUGUUUGCUACCGUUUGCCAUUGCCGUCGACGAUGCUAACUGUCAGACAAUAGAAUGAAAGUGUACAUAAGCGGCUUCAUUUUGGACACAGUGUGCUUACUGUGUACUGUCAGGCGACUUAAACUUGGGGUUAGCUGUUGUCAUGGAUUCUAAUUUCGCCCAAACUAUCAGCAGUUGCAAAAUGGGACGUGAUGCUUACAAAUUCUCCGUGCUCUGGUCUGCUAUUGAAGGUGUUCAAGGCUAGACUGAAAGAGGCAUUUUAAAGCUCUGGGAUUUGGAUCAGCCAAAAUGUCCAUUUCCAAUGAGUCUAGGUGGGCAUUGCAGCGUUUUUAACAGGAGGACUGGAAUUCAGGUGUUGAUGCAGUAAGAACCUAUCUUUCGAUCGUCGGGAUGUUUUGGGUACGGGGAAGCAUAAGAAUUGUUGACAAGUAUGAUGCUUUUUUAAAAUUGUAUAAUUACUGCAUUUUAGUUGGAUACGGUCGGAAUUAUGGUUUUCCAGGAGCUAAAAGUAGGCAUUCUACGUUGCUUAAACUACAGUUUUUUCCAUGCCACUUGGCCUUAAUAGCUUUUAAUGACGUGAAAAUAUAUAGGAGCUGUGAAGAGCAUUGCAUGCUGGUAGGACAACGUUGAGGGCCGGCCUCCGAUGAUUACAAGAUGACUGCUAAGAUGUUAGUCAAAAUCUUCUCUUGAUCCGCAUAAUCGUUGGUUUCAUGAAACAGUCGAGCGUCCAUGACACUUAGUUGCAACAGCUUUACUUGCGCUGGCGCGCUACGGAAAAUGGCCUUCGGACAAUUGUGCUAUUUUCUUUGGUGUUUCCCUUAUAGUUGGUUUUGGUCAAGGUAAGCGAACGCUGGUCCUCUGCCUGCCCGAUUUUGUACUCACUAGUGACCUCGUUUUCGCCGUCAUCAUUCUUAUCAUUAUCAUCAUCAUAAGCAGUCAAUCGUUCGUUUUUCACACAUUGGGUGCGAGGCGCACUAGCGUCCGUGAUCUCUUAAGCCACCGCCCAAGCGCUGGCAGGGUUUUUAAAUACCCUAAAUUACACACCCAUCUGCAAAAUGCAAAAAUAUUGUAUGUCUAUUUUUUGGAAUUUCUUCCCCACAUGUCUUCAGCGCGUGCCCCAAGUAAGCCUAAGAAGCACAAUACUCCAUGGAAACGCAUUUAAUUUCAGAAAGUUACUUUGAUUAUACGUCAAGUAGCUCCAACUCGCGGGGUUUUCCAUGCCUACUGGAAGAAAUCAUGUGUUGCUAGUAGAGUUUGAAUUGGCCAAACAAACCGUUAGCCGAGUCGCGACUACAUUUGAACUUAUGAGCACUACAGCCUGUGGUAAGAUAAUAUUUUUAACGCCUUUUGGGUUUCCUGUCUGACAUAUUUUGGGUUCUCGGACAAUAAAAAAGGCAAACAUAGGUCUCACCUUUAUCCUUUUUUAACGGUUAUGCCUUUACCUAAAGCAACAGCCAGUCAAUUUUGUUUUCACAACCUCCCACCUACCCGCGCUAACGGCAUGGACUUGAAAGGGCAUUUUUGAUUGUGGCUUUCGUGCCAAGAAGGCGGUAAUUCUGGCGACGCCUCAAAGAGAAAAUACUAACUUGCAUUUAACCCGUAAAAGGCGUUGAGACUGUUCACAAAGACUGGCGGAAAGUCGUCCGGAUUUAGCUAGAUUCAGGACUUUAGGUAGAUGCUGCGCGGGUUGUCUUAGAUGGUCACACAUCUGCCGGUCACUGGUGCUAUUCGUGUCCUCCAACAGCCUCCUCAAGAAUGCCACGGUACUAUGUGGUGUCACAUUGUGCUGAUUUGUUGUGUGACUGAUGUUGAAGUUCAAGACGUUAGAAAAGCCGAGUCUCAACUGGGCUGUGAUGGGUACAAGGCCUUACCGUUACACGAUCAAAACCGACAACAAUUGCAACCAGUACCGUUACACUAUUAAAAUGAGCUGAGUGCCAGUUGGCACGGCCGAAUACCGCAAUUCAAGGUUUCAUUGGCAAAACAACGCUACUGGUUUUAACUAGGCCCAGCAGGACGCAAGCUAGGAUCGCGUACAAAGGAAAACAAAUUGGUUGUACAAUACAAAUGCCUGCUGUCUCCAAAUGCAGUCCACGAUAUCGCAAAGAGUCACUCUUUUGGUAUGGCGGCCGCGGAUUUGGAAUAGGUGACGAAACUCAUUAAAUGUUGUAAGCGAAAUUCAAGUGGCUUACAUUGGGCAUUAUUGCUGAUGUUUACUAGACUAAUUUGAAGUGCAGAAGGCUCUUUACUGGUGAGGGAUUCUUUUCUGUUUUCACUUAAAGCAGAACACGUCAGUUUAAGGUUAAACGGGGUCUUUCCUGUCAUAAAAGUAAUUUCCUAUGCUACUGAGUAUCACAAGCUGAGGUCGCUUGUUUCGUGCGCAUUGCUGUUUAAGCGUGUGACUGCGACCACGAAAACGUUCGGUCCAUCCCUUAUAGAGGUUGAAAAUUGGAUUUGGCGUUUCGGAAGUCCAGGUGGAGCCUGGUAUGAGAAAUCGCAUCAUUAUCGGAAAACGAGGGACGGAUUCAGCUUUACACUUUAUAAUUUGCAAAGUUUUGGCACUUUUGCAGUAAAGUGCAGCAGCAAACACGUUUGAUAGUAUUUCGUUUAACCCAAUCAAAAGGCGUUAACAAAUAUAUAAGUAGCAACCGGCAAAUACUCCCACUUUUCUUUGUCAUGCCGUUCAGUAAAAAUGACGGCAUUUUUUGUCUGCAGUCGAUUUUGCAUGGAUACGGAAAUUAGCAGCCCAAGGACUGUCGAUUAAGCCCUUGGUAACUAUUUUCAAUAUCACUCUGUGACGGAGUAUUAGUGAGAGAACUGUGCCUAUAAAUAAGCAGGAUGGACCGAAACGAUCCAAGAGUGCCCAAAAAGACGACCGAAUUAGUCGGACACUAAAAAGUACUUUUUAUAUGUCCAUUAGCACUAUAAAUAAGAAGCAUCUAUUAUUUUUCCAUUUGGCCGUAACUAGGAAAAGGAGAUGGGAGCUUGAACUGCAGCCGUAAAGUGCCCAUAAAACUGGCUACCCCCGGUGGUGAAAUGAACGAGAAGUGGGGCAACUGAGACUUGAAGGUGAAGAGUCCUUGCGUUCUAGAUAUCAGCCAACGUCGACACGCAUAAUCCCGCGCAAUCAUUCUCGGGCUUUUAGCUCUGCAAGCUGGUUAGUUCAGAUGUCGUGUCAACGCAACUGGUUUUUCCUUUCUAACAAGUGGACAAAAAUACUUGAGUGAUUUAGGAAUCUUAGACAGUUUUACACGGGAUGUUUUUUCUCCGGAAAAUGUCCCCUACUCUAGUAUUAACCUGUAUUUACCCCGGCUACUGCCGAAGUAUAGUGUUUGGGCCCUCUCUCUGAAUGAAAUUAUUUGUACUAUGAUUUAGUUUUUUUGCGUAAUUACCCCAGGUACUUAAACUGCCCGCAGCCAGGUCAAUAUUUAUGUGAGUUUCUUGGUCAUCGAGUGGACCAGAACAGAACUUCAUAUCCCGUUUCCUGUAAAAUUUGUAAAAAUUUUACAGCAUUGACUACGGUCAGCAAGUUGCUCCUCGAAUGUAGGCAUUUUGUUGCAGUCGCGCGUGGAAUGCUGUGGAUCUUACUGCCUAUUUGGUUUUGCAAGAGUCAAUCAGCCUUAAAGUGCAAACCUUGUUUUUGGCCGUUUUUUCUGUCCCUUGAGACCAGGAGCUUCCAAUUUUCUUUUACUUCUACAUAUAUCACCAUCCUUCAGCCCAAUUUUCUACAUUAUUUUGAAUGCGACUUCCUCCUCCUAAAAUGUUCGUUCACCUCAUUAUCCCUCCGGAGUUUCGUGAUUGACAACAGACAGGAUUCUUAUUUCACGUUGGAUAUUAAUUUGGCGUAGGCUUAGGUGCAUCUGAGCUAAUUUUCUGGGCUUUUCCUGGGAGGCCAGUUGGCUUAUCGCCUUCGGGUUCUUGUCCCCAUCACUUAUUCUGACAUUUCCGACGCGAUCUGUCGACCGUUGUUACCCACAAUGUCCACCGUGCGCUUCAAAGCAGGGUGGGAACAGGGACGGUGACUUGCAUGGGGAUUAGUGAUAGUAGACUUGCGCAGCAUCCAACUCGCCCUCUCUUUUUCGCCCACUUUAGCCCGGUUUCAAGACGAAAUUAGGAAAACCGUGUACAGAAUUGAGCACGGGUGGCUGGCGCGAUGUGAGCGCGGACAUAUGCGUGCCGCCACACCUCCACGUAUGACGCUUAUGCGGUGUGCAGUGCACGAACGCGUACCGGACCCUGAUCCGGUCACCGUAUUGCUACAGCGAAUUUCACACGUAGGUCUUUGCAGGGACAAGGUCUACCGCCAAUGUAAACAUCUACCAAACGGGGGAAAUAAGUCGGGCAGGUAGUACUAGGAAGCAAACGGGCAUGAAAUUGGCUACCUUGGAAAAUAUCCGUGUCGCUGUUAAUAAUACCCACUGUCAUAAGCUAACAAAGAGGUGUGCCAAAACUGGACGGUGGAUGUUUGAUAGGGAGAGGAAAAUGGCCAGGUUCUAGCGAUAGUACGUUUCAGAAGCUUGCUGGUCACUCUCUGUUUUUAUUUGAAGGAUACAGUGAGCAGUCUUUCUCACAUAUCAACAUGUAUGUUCGAACUGUGGCAGAACCGCAUGUUGCAUGUCAUUCACAGUCAAAAUUGAGAGUUAUGGCCUGGAGAUCAGUCUUAGCAGACAGCGGAUUUAGGGCCUUUGUAAAAAUGUCCGUUUUCUAAAAGGCUGUUAAAGCCACCCCUCACUGCUGUGGGUUCGAAUCCCAACGAGGCGCCGAGUUUUUCACAGUUGGGUCAAAAUUCUGUUAAGGUAACUAUUAAUUACGUGAACCUGGUAGUUACCUGGGGAUUCUAGAUGCAUUAAUUGAGAAAUCCUGCUUGGGCAGUCAGCUUGCUGUAUCAGACUUGGCGGAUUCCAGACCUUGCAGACCUGGGCAACUUGACCCAAGUGUGAUUAAACUCACGUCUCCUGGUGGGGUCUCUUAGCUCAGGUGGCAAGAGCUUUGGCUGUACUCAAGCCUCCUCUAGUUGUCGUGGAUUCGAAUCCUACUGAGACACCGAGUUUUGUGCAGUUGGGUCAAAAUUAAAAAGUCCACUUGCAAGUGCUAAGGUCAUACAUAUGAACAGCUGUACUUUCUUUCCUUUUGACGGCAUUAUUAAGACUCGAGUAUCAAUAGUACGCGUUAUUUUUCGUUUGUUGUUAUUUGUUCGGCUAGUUGAAGACUAAGCAUUUCCCUCUGUCCGUUUAUGUGGAGACACUCCAAAUUUUCCAGGCCCCAUAGGCAACUUAAGAACAACAUACAUCCCUGGAAACAUACCUGUUUUCUGAAAAACCUAUCCUUCAUUUCUGCUUGAUACUGCAGCAUGGGAGGAAGUCGCACCUGACAUGCGUGAGUUCAGUGUUUCACUAGAUUAUUGAAGAAAGAGUAGUCAAAAAUGUAUCCGUCUUUUUUAAUUAAAUAAUUCAGGCCAACCGUCUGGCCUUGCAACGCACCUUUAGAUAAGCAAAGACAACCUAAACCGCGUUUCAGUACAGGACAACCAUAAAUAGGGUCCUGAGCCGACUUAUACAUUACAGCAUACCGACUUUGAUUACGUAUAACCCUGGUUAGCAACUAUUUGCAAAUAAAGUUUUUAAUUCAUGUGCAUCUUUAAUGCACAACCAAGUUUUAUAGUUGUCCCUGUGGCUUGUCAACUGUAUACUGAAUACAGUUUCUAAGUAAAUCUUCACGUCCUCCUGAUGAAACUUCCAAUGUUCGCGAGUAUUGCAGUUCAGAUAGCUCAGUCUGCUAAAACGGUUGGACUGCAUAUCGGAAAGUUGAAACAGCUCAGUCUGGAAGUGUCUCAAGUACUUAACUAUCAAAAGUAAGUAACGACUUUUCUCAUUGCAACUUUCACAGGUAGCCGAAAGAAUGCCCAAACAAAAGCUUGAAGGCCUUGGUACCCAAAACCCCAGUCGGAAUUUCGGUCAAACCUUUCUGUAGUUCACUAAUGCCCCUCAAAAACGGAAGAUUUAACCGAGGAGUUAACUUCAUAUUGGCAAUAAUUUAUGGGAUUUUCUCAUCAGAUUUCUUGUAGUAUUUAAAUUCUAUUUACUACGUUAGAGAGAAACCAGUAACUAGAACACCAUCAACUGCGUCCGAGGUGUAAACUCGGAGGCCAGAGAGGCUGCCCUCCGACUAUAUCCCAUCCCCUUAACACCUCAGCCAUUCAUUCACUAGCAAUCCUGGUCUGCAAGUGGACUACUGCGGAACAAAUUUCGUCCGCGCUUAACGUAAUUUCGCACUUACUUGUGGACGAUAUCCAUAAAAGCCACAUAGAUUUAAUUUCAUAUUUAGUCUCUGGGUAUGCCAGGCGCGAUUUUUAUUGAGCUAGACACUGUAGAUAGGAGAGAGGACAUUUUAUCGAAUCAAAAAGCACACGACGAUUAUUCAAGACAGUACAAUGGUUCUAUUUCUGAGUCAACGGGCGGGGUCUUAAAAUCGUAUAAUCAUUUACCAUGCUGACAACAUAAGCUAAAAGUCCAGACAGGCGUGUUUCGCCGAUCAUGUGCCGCUGCAUGAUGCAGCUGCGAGGAGUUCGGAUAAACAUUGGAUCCCCCAGCCUUCCCCGUGUGUGUUCUGGUAUAUGAACUCCAGUUGCACUCCGCCUUGUUUAAUUUCCGAUAAAAUUAAUGCGCGAAAUUGGAGUAACUCCUUCGGAACAUACUUUUUCAGGUUGGUCCUGUCUGUUGGCGGUUUGUGAAUAUUACACGGUUAUUCCGCAGUAUUUGAUGGAUUUCAACUCAAAUAUUCGUAUCAAAUUUUAGACCGUGCCUAAAAGGGUCUGUUCGGAAGGAUUUACUCCAAUUUCGCGCAUUAAUUUCCUAGGAAAUUAAACAAGGUAGGACUUAAAUGUCUGCAGUAUGACGUAAGUGCAGCGCCUCCAAUUGGUACUGACCACUUUAUCCAAACACUAGGUCCUAUCCGUAGCCUGCUCGGGAAAAUUUUAUGUGAGUUACUUUUUGGGCUUUUGUGGAUUUUAAAUUUUAACGGGAACCUCAGCUGUCUUUAGAUUUUUUGGAACGUUGGCGUUUGAAUAGAUAUCAAAGUAACAUAUUUAACAGGACGUUUAAGUCAAUCAAACUUUAUCUGCAUAAUAUGCUGCUUGUGAGAGUGUCUUAGUGUGCGUUGUUUGGAUAUUUCUAGAAACGGCAAGAACACUGCUGCAGUUUCAAGCAAUGACUACAGUUGGAAAGCAACCAACGGACUACCAGAUAUCCGUAAUUAAGGAACAAACCAUACCUAAAAGAAAGAAAGUUAAAUAUCAAAACUGGACAUCCUAAGGAAGCAGUGGGUACCGUAAACAUCCUUUAUAAUACUCUCGUUUUUAACUAGAUGAAGGCAAACUAAUGGUAGUCGGACGCCUAUUGAUCGUGCUAUGAGACUCCCUCAUCCUUUUAUGCCUCGGGACUCUCUCUCUCUCGAGCCCUGCCAGCAGCCGCACUGCAGCGCUCAAUGUAGGCAGAGUAACGUUACUGACAGAGACAAGGGAGACAGACGCAGCCAUUUCUGGUUUAUUAUCCGUCGUCAGCCCGUCAUGCCCAAACCUGAGGUGUGUAACAUCUGGGGCUCAGUUUCGCGACCUGUUGGUUAGAAGUCCAACGCCCUAACUACUGAGCCGCGGGUUCGUUACACUGUCAGUUGCUAUCGGGUAUAUACAACGGUAGACAGACCAGUCACAAAACUGGCCCGAAAAUGGAUGAGAUAUAAAAGACAGUGUUGCCUAUCUUCACUAUUUCAAGUUAGUUGCACGUCGUUUGUGGUCUGGAGGCAAAAGAAUGCCACUGCACUCAGAAAAUUAGUAGUCACGCCAGGGGAAAGAUGAAUUAAUCUGGAUUGUGUAGUGAAGAAGAAGGAGAAGAAACUCUUGUCUUGUUGUCCUCCAUGCAGGUUUACCACAGUAGUAAUCGAACAAUCUUUCACGUUUAGAUGCAUCCUCUUAUGUCAUUGUCAGUUCUUAAGUGUCGUUUGUGGAGUAAAAACGUUAACUAAGAGCGUACAUGAAACGACUAUCUUCAUCACCUUAACUGGAGCCAUAUAGUGUUAUAAACCAAGUAUCCAGUAUUUGUGUUGAUUUUUGUGCUUAUAAACGCUAACUAUUAGCUCUCAACGUGUAGAGGCCUGUGUGAUCAAUCCACGUGGACAAAAUAACGGAUGCUUCCAGAGCGUUUGGUGUCCUAGCCAAUUUUCCGCCCGUCAACAGUCGUGUGCACAGUGGGCGGCGCAAGGCAUGUACGUGUACGCACAUGUUUGGACGUUCAGUACAGAUCCUUCUUUGAAAAUUCUAACUAAAAUUGGUUGUGUUUCUGUUAACUAACAGAAGUCUUGGUCUAUGAGAAGGGACGCAGGUUCAAGUCAGGAACGGAGGUUUUGUUGACUGGUGUGGAAGAUUGACCACAAUUCGCCAAUCCAGCGUCACCUGUCGUUAUCAUCAAUACUUGUCAGUUACCGAAUACCAAUCCCCACGAGGCUUCUUGCAAGGUCUCUAGAUCUGAAAGUUCAGGGCUGAUGUGAAAAAAAGGAACUUACGUUCUGCAUGCAAGAAGGAUCGAUGGCCGCUGUCGUCAUGCCACUUUACACAAAUUCGAUUAUAGCUGACAGACAGUGCUCGGUUGGCUGACAGCCAACUUACUCAAACCCAAGCAUCCGGUGUCCUAAUGGCGGAAUGGUUUCUCGAAUACCUCAGAAAUGUUCGUUGCGAUGUCCUUUGUCCAUGUUUUUAACGCCUGUCAGAUUUCGGUAUCUAGGUUUCUGUCUUGCUUUUGCUACUCUUGUCUGACAGGAAGCUGACAACCCCCCCCUUUGGUAUCUGAGCACCGUGGCUAACUGCCUCUGCUGUGCGUCUGUUUGUCUAAGGAAGGGCUGACAAACUCAAUCACCCUAGUCGACUGUUACAACCACAGAGAGGACCAGAUGAUUGCUUACACUCGCAGGCUUCACAGUGGCAAUGAGAACCCUAUGAAAAGCUACAAACUUGAGCCCACGUUUCUGUCCGAGCGACCGGUAUUCGCGAUCAAAUCGUAAACGAGUUCAGGUGGCAGCUCUGUAGACGUGAACUUGCCCACAAACACUGCUUCCUUUAAAGUUCCCGAGUUAUCAUCAGAGUUGUCACAAAUAAGGAGUCUGUAGUACGUCACCUAUCUCAUGAAACCUGAUGACAGAAACGGGUAUGAGAAUUUUCGGACACCACAGCCAUUGAGCAUUUUUAUCGCUCGCCCAGCUCUUUCAGGCAAAUUCCCUUUUGCAGAAAAUUAGUCUGAGCAGUUUUUUCGAACCAAAUCUGCACAAAUUUGAGCACAAAUGGACGUCGCGAUAUAUUUGGCAAUUUUCUAGGAUAAUACCUGUCCUAAAUUUCGGUUGCGCAUUUCAGCGUGAUUUUCGUUGAAUGGAGAUCAAUUUGCUCUUGAGAGUUUUACUAAACAGAGCAUGCCGCACUUGAAAUCCGAUUUUCGUUCGAUGUUAAAUGUGGGAAUCAGUUUGCAAAAUUGCGAAUUAUUUUUAGAAAAUCAAGCGUUUUAUUGACUUUUAGAAUUCAGAUUGGCAAAUCCAUGUGAUUUCGUGACAUAAAGUGCAGUAAUCACCUAGUAUUCAGCAAAAUUUCAAGGCCGAGCUGAAAGUCAACGUAAUCCAGAACAAACGAUGAGCACAAAUUCAUUUCACGGAGAAACGUUCCCGUUUUAUACACACUUUUCAUUUUCGUCUGACGACGGGUUGGUGUAACCGACUUGAAAAUUCACGAGUAUACCUCGAUUUUCCGACGAGCCUUCUCCUUUUACACAUUGAUGUGUUUACGACUUCACCUGUAAAUUCUGCUAAAAUUUAUUAGUUUCUGAUCGGUCUGGCAACGUGUUUGCUUAUGAAAACGUUUAGCUCUAUGACGUCCUUGUCGGCAAAAUCAAGCAAUAUCCUGUUUGUCGCAGUGAACCACAUCUCAAUCAAUGCAAAGCUUAAAAGACACAAAAGAAUUAAUGUGAAGUCGUUUUUGGACCUAUACGCAGAAUAUAGGCUGUUGACAAAGCACCAUACCUGACGUUACACUAGUCUCAAAGGAUUUUUAAAUGUAAACUUCACUGAAAGACUAUUUUUAGACGUUAUUCAAUUUUUACUCUCAGCUUUAAUCAGUGUUUGGCAGAGGCCGGCUUUCUGUACACCUAAAACUGAAGUUUAUACAAUUACAAUCAUUUUGACCAUUUCUAAAACUUCCCGAUUUUUUAAAGAUUUAGUAUUUCUAAUCAACGUAACAUCACCUUUAAUAUUUCUUUUAAGUUUUUGAUUUCCUUAAAGUUGUUUUCUAUUGGUAUAGAUAUUGGGUCCAUGCACUGGUGUCGGUUUGUUGGUAAUCAGCAUUCACUUGUAGAAUUCGAUACCUUUCAUCAGGUAGGCCGCAUACUGUACCUUUUUCCUGAUUUAUCUAGUUUGCCUGAAUUUGGCCCCUUCCCAUUUUUAAGCUGCAGCCUUUCACAAUGCACGGUUAAGGGUUUUCAUCAGCGGAUACUUUCUACUGUAACUUGUAAUAACGCACCCCUUUGUGGGUCUUGGUUGUUAAAUUGCAGAACUUAUAGCUAUUAUGUCUGUCGUUCCUUAUAUGCCCGACAGUGUGCGAGGCCUCCGGUUCGGGUAACGAUUAGAGGGUUGUGCAAUUUAUUAUAGCCUCGCGUAAUGAAAUGAAAAGCCCAAGACAGUUCGUGCUCUGAGACUUUGUCUGUUUGGGUCAGAUCAGAAACAGGCGGACUUUUCUUAACCUUUUCACACAAACAGUGGUCACUUGAAAGGGUCCCUAGAAACAACUUCCGAUUAAACUUUCUGAGCGAUAUCUAAAGUCGAAUAUGUGCUUGUUAGGCUAAUUAAUGCACUUCUCGCAUCUGUUUACAACAUAAGAAGUAAACAAGAGUGACGAGCGUGUGUAUGGUUUUGUACUCCAUUCUGCGUUCUCAGGCAGCGCCGAGAACAAAGUAAUCGACUUCGUACUUUGUUUACACUUGAAAUCGGAUCAGGGUUCGGAGUGGUUAUGCGUAUUCCUGACCACCAAGGGUUCCAUGCAUGCCGAAGUGUUUUUGGACACCGCAGAUAAGAUUGAGUCUUCGUGCUGGGGCAGAGGCUUAACACCGAGCCAGCAAUCUGACUGGGGACUAGUAGAACCGCCAGCACUGCCGACUCCCCUCCAGACAGUGACCUAGGGAUCUCAACUUGGGAGGGAAAAUCAUUCAGUUUUUUGACGUCAAAGUAAAAAGAACAAACUCUGCAGUUACUUUGGCGAACGGCAGUUGCAAUGGUAUUGAUCUUUUACGAAUUUACUCUAAGUAGAUAUUUUCAAAUCCCAGGCCAUUUAAUCCUGGGUCUGAGUAAGACGAGCUGAUGGCAACGGUUAAUAAGCUAGAGAUAACCCCUCUAGUCUCACGUGUCUUUGUUGGUACACAUCUGCAUCAUUAAAAAUCGCUAGGAGAAUUGCUGACUGAAACCUAGAGCGCAGUUCCAUUACAGUUAAAAUUACCGAUCACAACCGCAAGACAAGGGUACCGUGAUCAAAAGUGAAGUGCUGGACGUAAUAACGCUCGAAGACGGAAGAACGUAUUCCUGCCUCAGGUUCUAACAAUCUGGGAUUCAGUAAGAUUGACUAAUUCCGGCUAAUGAGCCAGAAAUGGCUUCUGCAGUCCCCCUGUCUUUGACGGUACUGCUUUUCCAUCAUAAUAUGUUUAUAUAAAUAUUUAUUUAUGGUAGGGGACCCCUCACCGAUCAUGUCACGGAACUCACUCGUCCCGCUCUGCCUUGGGGCUCUCUUUUGAGCCCAACCAGCAGCUGCACAUCGCCGCGUGAGGUAGACAGAGUAACAGGACGAGUGUGUUCCGUAACACGAUCUGUGAGCGCCCCUCUACCAUUGUCUAUUCCCGAUCAAAACCAACAGGACAGCGAGCCGUGGCUCUGUGGUUAGGAGUGUUGGUCUUCCAACUAACAGUUCGCAGGAUCAGACUCCAGAUGUUCCACAUCUCAGGCUUGGGUAUGACUGGCUGACGACGGCCAAUAAACCAGAAGUGGCCAUUCUAGUCUCCGUUGUUUUCGUCGGUAUUGUUACUCAAUCUAUAUUUAUCCAUAUAUUCAAAGAUAAACAGAAGCACUUCGACUUACAGGCUUCCCGAAGUAAACAAGCUCCAAAUGGGUGGCAGAGGUCACGAACAGGCACCUAUCUGCCAGGCUGAACUCAACCUAGGUAUGCGUGCGAAAGAAGACGACGACAGACAAUAGAGGUGUAUUGAAACACAACUGUUUCGGGCUUAUUCUGCCUUCACUCAGCCCGCCAUAAUUCUGAAGCCAAUGUACCGAUGUGGGCCCAUUCGUGGGAGAAGUAAUGCCUGACCUGUAGCAACAGAUAUUGUCAAGUGGGGGCGCACUGAUGUGCCUUGUUUCGAUGAAGUGCUCAUUGUUUAUCUGAUAGACCCCGUUUGUGGGCUAUCUGAGUAUGUUUCUGGUCCCAGAUGAUGGUCAGGAUAAUGAUUAACUAUCUGAAGUCGAGAUAGUUUCGCGAAAAUUGCGCAUCAUUCUGCUUCUUUUCCUGAAAUCGCCAUCCCGAGUAUGGUAGACUUCAAGCCACGGCUUUUGGUGCAUUCAAGCCUGUCGGAAUGCACCGAGGUGCCAUGAGGAUGAACUCUACAAAGUCGGCCCCACUCUCCCUUCCCUCUCCCAUGCAGUAGUCAAUUUGAUGCUGAGGUCGCACUCAGUGGCAGACGGAACCAAACAGCCCAUUACGCGUGCCACAUACCGCCCGACCGCCCCCACCCCAACACAAAACACCAAGUUUUCACACGGAAGGGGUGAGCUGCUCGAAUUUCAUGUGGGUUAAAGUGCCAUAGAGGCCACAUGGAGAAGGAGCCGAUGCACACUCUUUUAAGUUGCAAAUGACACUUACUAAUUCUCCCCCCCCCCUUCAUCACGUCAGCGGACAGACGCGCGCGUAGACCGCUCGUCGGAGAUUCCGAAUACCAACAGGCCUGUGUGCUGAAUAUGCGGUUCCUGCUGGUGUCCUUCUCCUUCACCCCCGAAACAGGGCUGGGCCCCGAUUACUGUGUUGGUCAAGGUGCUUUCAUUACUAGGGUCGCUAUGGUUCAACUGCUUCCGACCAAACUCCUACAAGGGGUAUAGGUUAUGGACUGUUUUAUCCCCGUUAAUUGUUAAGGAUGAUUCUGUGACCGCCUUUGGUUGAUACUGAACUAGGCACCUACCGUGGCAUUUUCACAUUUUUCGAACGCGGAAUGACUGUUUGGGAGUCCGCUCGUAUUACUAGCUUUAAAUCACAUGUCUACUGGGCCUUCGACGUCUCAAUAAAUAUAGAAUUGGACCAUCUUUUUGGUGAAUGCUUUUGUUUCUUUUUCCCCGUCGUACACAUCAAAAGUUGCUGCCCCUUUCAUGGCCUUGCUCUACAGCCAUUGGGUGGUCUAAUGGAUAAAGCUUUGUCUCGUUCACUAGAGUGUCAACGUCUAGGCCCGUUUCUCUGUCAGUUGUCCUUCGACGGUUCAGACCAGAUGGUGUUGAAAGUAAGUUAUUAUUUGGGUUGUAUGGUAUACCAUACUCGAGACUACAGAUACUGGCCAAGAGUCGAAAGCCGUGUUUCGCCUAUAUUUGCCCGUUGUACGCCACAGCUACGAGGGGUUCGGCCCAUCGGUGGGUCACCCAACAUGCCCUGUGUGCCAGCUGGUAGAUACUUCAGUUUUGAAAGCGCGGCUUUUUAAUUUCCUCACAACCUGAUUGUUAACUUGGAGUAAAUCAACCUAUUUUAGACGUAUAGGCUCAGAGUGGAAUUUGAUAUGGAUAUCUGGGUUAAAGUCUAUCAGUCACAACGGGAUAACUGUGUAAUAUUCAUAAACUACCAACAGGCUAAAACACUUAGUCUUUACUCGCUGCGGCAGCACAAAAGUGCAGUGGAAGUGCAUUCACCGAUCAUGUUGUGGGAUAUGCUCGCAACUGUCAGAACACCGGAUGCGUGGCCUAGUGUUAGGGCGUUGAACGUAAUAACGCUCAACGACCGGUGAAUUCGAAUUCGAAUCCCAUGUUACACAAAGCUGGAUUUGAGUAUGGAUGGCUUACGAUGGCUAAUAAGUUAGAAGUGCCUUUCUAAUCUCCCAUGUAUCUUCUUGAACUUCUUUCUCACAAAUAGAAUAUGUUACUGAGAUCUUCAGAUACAUGAAGUAAAAUGGUUGAAAGAAUGCAAUAGCAAAUACGAGGAAUCACGCAGCCAUUAAUUAAUCAACAGAUUAACGGCUGGGGAAUUAAGGACAACCAUUGACGGUAAAUACGAUCCAUUACUAGGUGGAUCGUGUCGAAAAAAUCAUCCCGCAAGAAAGAGCCAGGGGCAGAACUUCAUUGAAAAGACUAUUUAAAGACAUGGAAUUUGCAGAUGGUCACAGUCUGGAGAAGCACAAAGUUGAUUUGUGCUAAUUUAAUAGACGGAAGCUAGUAUGUGAUUAAAGUGAUGCAUCAUCCAGGACUUCCUUACAAAGCCUCAUCAUCCUCUGCUUACUGGCUCAGAACAAUGUCACAAACCCAAUUGUAUAAAGUGAAUAAAGAUGACGGGCCGCACGACACCUCAGAGUGCUACAACAUCUUUGGGAAGAAGGAUGCCUUUGCAAUUUCCCUGUCGAAUAAAUUGUUUUCCAGAUGAAAAAUCGUCUGCAAGCCGGUAAAAUGUCCAACCGUAAAUGCCAAAUACAUAUGUCACCAUACACAGAAAAUUGUACGGAAUUUCGGCAAAGUCAGUAUAAAUGUCCAUAAACGUGUAAACAUUGGCAAGACAGUCGUUAUGGAUGACUCGCAGAAUAGUGUGGGCAGGUAUGGCAACAGCGGAAAACAUGUUCGUUUUGAUUUUAUUGAAAAAUUAAAGUUAUCAGCAAAAUAGUCUACGGUUGCUUUUCCUAAAUUCUCGUCAGGUCGGUUAUUUUUUUAUGGUAAGGGGGUAAAGCCAAACAUGUCGACGAUUAAAGAAAUUCAUUGAAGUUUAUCUUAAAACACAGGCAGGGUGUCGGAAUAUGAGGGAUCAAUAAGAGUCAAUGCCAUGGGCCGGGAUGAAAGGGAAAGGGCGCGGAGAGUGAUGUGUAGUUGGUCGACCUUAGACCACGAUAAGCACGGAGCUUUAAAGAGGUUCUCCUGAGCGCACAAGACCGACUUUCGUAACCUGAUAACCGCCGCUACUGCUGUUGCCAAAAGAGGCUGGCCCAGUAGCUCGAUAGGGCCUUAUAAAUCACGCGAAAAGCUUCGCCUGGGGUCCACGCAGUACCCGAAAUCAACAACGUGUGCGAUAAUAGCGUUGUUUACGCUCCAAGCUUCGCCUUUUGCCAGCCACGCCGAGAGGUUUUCACGUAUUUUUUCGGAUAGAGGUCGACUCGGGUGGCCAAUAUACGCCUGCUCCACAGGAACAAGUAAAGGACUAAAUGCACAUUGGUGUGGCCUAUGAUGGUAACUUAUUCUUACCUUCUCCGUACAAAUAGGGUUAGUAGACAAUUAUACUCGAACUCUAGCUGAUGAGGAGGUUCGUGAGACAGCUUGGUCAAGGCGUCUUCUAAGGGUCUCACUUGCAGAGUCGCCUUGAAAAGGACCUUUGAGGAAAAGUUUUUUCCGCAGUCAGUGUGUUGGGUUUUGCUGGUCUCUUGGCAAUACUGUUUGCAAUAAACCUGCCAGGAUGCCCGUCCUCACGAAGCAAGCCCUUGAUCUUUCUAAGCUGCUCCUCGAUAUUGCCUGCGAUUAGGAUUCUCCAGCCCUUUGAGUCAAACACCGGACGAGAUUUCCUUUUUUGUUGGAGAGACAUGAAACUAUCAAAGUUCAUGUAUUGUCAAGACCGAGUUUUUUUUUCUAAAACGCUCCUUCAGACGCUACCGUCUGGUCUCCUGUUUAGAAGGACAUUUAAGAAAGGGGGCGAACCAGCCGUUCCCAUCUUCAACGUUAAUUUGAUCGAAGGAUGAGUGUGAUUUACAGCGUUUAAGAUAGGGGCUACGUCGAUUUCGGUGAUGGCAGUUUUGGGGUGUAAUCAACGCAACGAUCGCAAUGUUUAAGCUAAGUGAUCUGAUCGUUUAACUGAAAUUUCUCCAGAUUACCCAUAAAGACAUCAACUAUGAGAGGUCCGAGGGGUGAACCCCUAACAACGUCGUCUGUUUGACAAAAAAGAAACUGGGCGUUUAAUGUGCAUCUUGGUAAUGGUCCGUUGAGUGUUUUCGUCGAAAUUCCUAUUUCUCGCUAAUGCGUUGGUAGGAAUUCGCAGAUGUAACCAACUGUCUCGGUGACCGAGACGUUUGUAUAAAGUGAUAAAACGUCUAGCGAGAACAUCACCAUGUCGCAUUUCAAUUUGAACAGAAAAGUGCAGGUUGUCAGGGACAGACUAAGACGAGGGCAGAUGUUUAGUUCAGUAACCCCCAGGGAAGCUAAGGAGCAUGCGAUGGGGUUGAAGGACGGAAAAGCACAAGUUUCAGGCCUUUUACUAAUAGCAUUUGUGUAAACAGUAUGCUUAGAAUUGAAUUCCUCGGCAUCACUGAGGGGGAGGUAAACAUGAUGCUUUAAGGCUAACGAAGGCUGAACUUUGAAGGACUGAAUGAGAGACAGAAAGGCACAAUCCAUUCCAGCCCAUACUGAGCAACAGACUUUUAAAGGCUUUUCAUUGCCUCAAGUACAGAUAGUUGACAUUCAUAAUAGACCACGCGAUUAGAAGUUAGAAAAUCCAUACAGCCAAAAUUAGGCAAAUAAGAUCAAAACCGGCAUUUCGAAAUAAUCUGCGGUGAUAUCGUUUUCAACAUUGAGGAAGUAAAAUUCGACAAACACACGUUCUUGGUUGCUCAUAAUCAGGCCUGCAUGUUAACAUGCGCCAAAUUAGGGCAGUGAAUGAUGAAAAACAAAAAUUAUGGAAAGGACAGAUGACGUUUUAGAAGAGCGGGGAAUUAUGAUCUAGUUUUGUGGUCGGGGCAAUGAAAGGAUGUCAGCUUUGUGCGACUCUGUUUCGUCAGUGUAAUAGGAUGCGAGUAGGCAUGUGUGAGGUUCAGGAUGGGACAGGGCAAUUGGAUAGUUUGAACAGACACAUGGUUAGCUAUCUGUAUGGCUACAACCUGCGCUGUUAAAAACAUUCGCUCUAAUAAGAGUUUAAUGUUUCGCCGGCGCCAUGCAGACAAAUCAAACUGAUUCAUUAGCGACGACUGUCAUUCAAGUGGACCACAUUUGCAUUGAAGCUGCACUUUAGUUUGUCUUGACUGAGCUAAGCACGAUUAUAGCCUCACAUCCGUCUGUAAAUUAGCCUGUAUUUCAAACAAUAUUACCAGUUCUGUGAGAAUAAGUAAACGUGUAUAUCCACAUUAAGAAGGUCCGAAAAGGUACUCUAACCUUGACUCCGAUAAGAAAAAAAGGCCAUGCUCGAGAGAAUUAACUUAUUUCUUAGCCGCUGGCUAAUUAAGAGCAGUAGCAAGGUUCUGGUCAGAUCACCUCAAAAAGGCAAUUAGAUGAUUAUUUCCUUCUCUUUAACUGUCGGCGCGUUCUUUUAUAUCGGUUAUCCCUCCAUUUUUCUUGUUAGGAGACUUGUUAGUAGCAGCGAAGAGGUAAGUUCCAGGAAGUAAUUGCGAAGAAGGAGAUAAAAUCGCCGGAACAAGAGCUUUAUUAGUCUGACGUUUCGGAUUCUCACUUGAAUCCAUCAUCAAGGACAGAGUCAGAUAGGAGUGGUAAAUUACCCAGUUGUUGCAGUAUUUAUAGGAUGCAAUCGCUAGGCCCCUACAUGCCUAUCUGUCUCUGAUGGUGGAUUCGAUGGAAAGUCCGAAACGUAAGGUUAAUAAAGCUCUUGUUCAAGCGAUCGUGUCUACUUCUUCGCGACUACUUCCUGGAACUCGCCUCUUCACUUCUAUUAACAUUUUGUUUGGGCGCAACGCGCUUCGAUCGGUCCGACAAUGGGAAACCUCCGCCCAUCGAGGAGCCUCUACGCAUGCGCAAAUUCGGUUUCUGCACAGGUGCCCCGACAACAACGUGUUACCGAAAUGUAUCUCAUACAAGCCCCCCGACAAACAUGGAGUCGGCAGGACGAGCAGUAUGUUUCAACAUGACAGAAAAAUGAUGCGAGCACCCCUUCAAGACUGCCACACCAGGAUUGGCAAUGACCGCCAGAGAAGUGACCUAGAGAAGACCAAAUGCCAUGAGUUCGUUGGCGGUUUAGGUACAAAUCUGCUCCGCAGGUGGUGUCUGAACGUGUCCGUGAACAUACGACGGUACGAGACGCAGCUUUAGUGAACAAAUUUGACAAGCUACCCAAUCCAGCGUCGCCCAAAAACGACAGAAUGGUGCACAACCUGUCGUCAAAGGAGCUGGCGAAGGAUCGAAUGCAGGCCCUGCGGCACGAAGCUUCAUUCAACACAGUUAAUGCAAAACCCGUCAGCGUGAUUGCAGCGGUGGAAUCUAUCCUCAGUCAGACGGAGGCGACGGACGAGAUCAAGAACCUCAUCCGACACCAAAUAUCAUUUCUGUUUAUGGCUCACAAACUGAGCGAAGUGCUGCCCAAGAUCGAACGUGCUGUACUUAAGGCACUUAAGACCAAUAAAGAUAUCGUAAUCGUGCCUGUGGACAAGCGGUGCUCCACGGUUGUUUUGGACAGGACAGACUAG